CGACCACAUUCAAAUGCAGAUAAAACCAAAGGUACAAAAACUACCCUCAGGCAAAGAAGGUAAAUUCAGUUUAAAAAAAAAGAGAGAGAAAAGGUGAACAAAGUUCUAGCACACAGGUGAGUAUGAAAACACUUAAGUCACAAAAAACAUGGAUGCAUUUGAUUCAUUUCUUCUAUUUGUUCCUUUCCUUUUAUUUUCCUUCUGAAUUUGUUUAUAUAGUAUGCAGUCUUACACCAUUUAACUUUUUUAUUUCAAAUGCCUAUAAGACAUGGUGUGUUAAUACAGACCAUUCAUUCAAAUUCACUACUAUAUCAACAGCUAUCUGGAAGCCAGAAAGAAGAGGGUGCAUCUGAAUUUGAUGCUGCUACAGAUAUGGCAUGUAAGAAAAAAAAGAACUGGAGGAUUUUAAAAAGGAAAUAUUUGAAAAGAAAUCACUUCAAUUAUGUACAAAUAAUGACUUAAUUGUCACAACAGAACUAAAGUUGGUGCUGCUGGGGGGAGAUGAAUCUAAUAAUACUGCAGCAAAAAACAUGAUCAUUGGCAAAGAGGAAAUGAGCCAUGCAGUGGCAUCUACAGCUACAGUCACCCAGCAGAGCGAGAGCACACAGGUUAUAGCUGGGAUGAAGGUAAUGGUGGUGGACCUCAAUUCUCCUGGACCUUCUCUAGAGGAACUGAGAAAGACUGUGGAACCACAAGCCUUUCUCCUGGUCAUACCUGUAAAGUACUUAGAAGACAAAGUGAUUAGUGAAGAUGAAACACAAAUGACACUCAACAAGAUGGAGAAGAUUUUUGGAAUGAGAUAUCAGAGAUACACCAUGAUCCUUUUUACUGUUUCUGAUGAGCUUCAGAAGAAGAAGAUUGCGGAGUUUAUCCAGUCAAAAGACCAGAGACUAGAGAAAGUCCUAGAGAAAUGUGGGAACAGGUUUCACUGUCUCAACAUUAAGGAGAGUGGAGAUGGUUCUCAAGUCUCAGAGCUGCUGAAGAACAUAGAGAAGAUGGUGGAAGGGAAUAGAAAUAUGAAGGAAAGACAUGCCUGGAUUAGGGAAAUGCAAAGUCGAAUCCAUAAAGCUCUAGAAAAGUGGAUGCAGUUUGAUAAGGAUUAUGAAAAUGACCUAAAAUCUCUAGGGGAAAGUGGCAGUAAUGAGAAAAGAAAAAUGGUUACCCAAAUGAGAAGUGAAAAUAAGGUAAAAAUAGAGAUUGCACAGCAAAUGGAGAUGAUGUUUAAUACAAAACCGGAAGAAAACAGGCAGUUUAUUAAGGCCAUUUUGCCAGGAAACCAGCAACCUAUAUGGCUUUCACUGCCAGAUGAAGAGACCAAAAUUCUUGAAAAGUACAAAAAGCUUCAGCAACUUGGAAAAAAGUUCUCAGAAAUAAUGGGAAAGCUAAAUAUUGAUGAAUGAUUUGUGAAGAUGGAAUUGGGUGGAGAAACUGGGCAAGAGCUGUCGUGAAGGAGAGAUCAUGAAUAUCCAAUAUAUGUAAAUGAAAAGAAAAUAAUCAAAUAGUCAUUAAAUAUGUAUUUGUGCAAUUCUAAAAAAAUCUACCAUCCAUUAACAAAUCAGUAUGUUUUUCACAAUGUAACCUGCACUACUAAUAAAUGGUUGAUUUUC
Tachysurus vachellii is the source of this 1607-nucleotide messenger RNA. Its product is annotated as GTPase IMAP family member 9-like. Lineage: Eukaryota; Metazoa; Chordata; Actinopteri; Siluriformes; Bagridae. Bases 531 to 1400 code for a protein of 289 amino acids. The transcript has 4 exons. The record is from RefSeq and is a predicted model, not a curated record. Gene Ontology annotation, molecular function: GTP binding.